CAGAAAAGUCAUCUCAAAAACCAGACCUUUUCUCUCUUAAAUACUGAGACAGUUUCAUCAGCCAAUAUCUAAAUUCUUUGGUUGAUUCACUUAGCUAUAGUUCUUUUCCAAGCCCAAAAUGCUUCUUAACAUAGCUUUCCUCCACUUGAUAAUACUAACAUGCAGCCUAUUUUCAGUUUCAUCACUACAAACCACAACAAAAUCCAUUGCCAAUGCUACCACCAUUACCAAACCUGGCUGUGAAAGCAAAUGCGGGGCUUUAACGGUCCCAUUUCCUUUUGGUAUUGGUAACGGAACAGGCUGCUCGAUUGACCCUUCAUUUGAUAUAUACUGUAAUGCUUCGUUCAAUCCUCCAAAGGCCUUUCUUUCUGGAAAAGAUCUCGAAGUGGUUGAUUUAUUGGAUGCUCAGAUACUCAUCAAGAACAAGGUUGGGAGCCGGUGUUACAAUCAAACAGGGGGGGUGAUGAACUUUAGCUUGAAUUCGAAGCCUUUCUCCUUCUCCGACCUCAACAAAUUGAUGGUAGUUGGCUGCGACGACAUUGGUAUGAUUAUUAGCUUUGAAGGGAAAAACCUCAGCAGUGGAUGCAUUUCGCUUUGUUCUGAAAGAGAGGACAUAAUUGAUGGCUCUUGCUCGGGUAUCGGUUGUUGCCAAACUUCAAUCCCGAGGGGUUUCAAGAGUCUUUUGGUUUUACUUUGGGGUAUUAAUAACCACACAAAUGUGUCUUCUUUUAAUCCUUGUGGCUAUGCAUUUCUUGGUAAGCCUGAUAAGUUCAUUUUCAACCGCUUGGAUUUGUCCGAUUCGAGUUUUCGGAACAAGGUUAUAGAGAAAGUUCCUUUGCUGAUUGAUUGGGCUAUUGGCAAUGGUAAUUGCACUGAGGUCAAGAAAGCAGCUGAUUAUGCUUGUCAGGAAAAUAGUGUUUGUGUGGAUUCUGACACAGGACUUGGAGGUUAUCGCUGCAAGUGCAAUAAGGGAUACCAGGGUAACCCUUAUGUCAGCUCAGGUUGCACAGAUGUAGAUGAAUGCAUGGAGAAUCAUUGUGAUGGAAUAUGCAAUAAUUUCCCUGGAGGCUACAGCUGCACUUGUCCACAUGGUCAGACUGGUGAUGGCAAGAGAAAAGGCCGUGGUUGCAUCCCUCAGAACUCUAAGUCACCCAUCCUUCAACUCUCACUUGGUUUGUGCUUUGGCUUUCUGGCUUUGGUCAUCAGUGCAACUUGGAUAUACUUGGGUAUCAAAAGAAGACAGCUCAUAAGGCUCAGGGAAAAGUUCUUUCAGAAAAAUGGCGGUUUGAUGCUGAAACAGAAACUCAGAUCAAAUGAUGAUGGCAUUGAGUAUGCAGCUAAAAUCUUUACAGCAGCAGAACUCGAGAAAGCCACUGACAGCUAUGCUGAGGAUCGUAUCCUAGGGCGAGGCGGUUAUGGUACGGUUUACAAAGGUGUUCUUCCAGACAACCGUGUGGUUGCAAUUAAAAAGUCGAGAAUAAUGGACGAGAGCCAAAUAGAAUUGUUCAUCAAUGAAGUGAUCAUUCUCUCGCAAGUCAAUCAUCGAAAUGUGGUGAAACUCUUGGGGUGUUGUUUGGAAACCGAAGUCCCUCUACUAGUCUACGAAUUCAUCUCUAAAGGUACCCUCUAUUACCAUAUUCACGAAGGUGGAGAAACAUGUUGCUUUUCUUGGGAAAAUAGAUUGAGGAUAGCAUCCGAAGCUGCUGGUGCUCUCGCGUAUCUUCAUUCUGCAGCUUCUACCCCUGUAAUUCAUCGAGACGUGAAGUCUAUGAAUAUACUACUAGAUGAGUAUUACACAGCGAAAAUAUCAGAUUUUGGGGCUUCUAGAUUAGUGUCACUGGAUCAAACUCAAGUGACUACAUUGGUUCAAGGAACUUUAGGUUACUUGGAUCCAGAAUACUUCCAUACAAGCCAAUUGACAGAAAAGAGCGAUGUUUAUAGCUUUGGAGUAGUUCUUGCAGAGCUCUUAACAGGGCGACUGCCCCUAGAUACUGCAGCAUCAGAACACGAGAGAAGCCUAGCUGCAUUUUUCGUCAGGUCUAUUAAGGAAAACCGAUUGUUUCGAAUACUUGAAACUCAAGUGCUACGAGAAGGAAGCUUCGAGCAAUGCCAAGGUGUUGCUGAGCUCGCAAAGAGAUGCCUCAGGUUAACAAGUGAAGAAAGGCCUACAAUGAAAGAAGUGGCGCUGGAACUAGAAGGAUUAAGGAAGUUCACCAAACAUCCGUGGUCUCAAACUCAGGAAAGUCAAGAUGAGGAAACUCUUGGAUUAAUAACAGAACAAACAUCAGACCUUUACGCGAACAAUAUAACUAAUGACUUCAUCCCUAGCGGAGAAUUCUCCGGACAACAGAGCUUGGAUAGUCGGAUGAUGUUACAUAAUCACAGCCCCCGGUGAUCGAUUACUCGUGUAAAGCCUGCAUUUUUGUGUCAUACUCCCUCCGUCCCAAUUUAUGUGACACUUUUCGCUUUUCGAGAGUCAAUUUGACUAAACUUUGAAGCCAAAUUGGAUUAGAUUAACUUAAUAUUUUAAGAUUAAAUUUAUAUAUUUGAAAACUACAUGAAAAGUACUAUAAUUUGCAACUUUUCUCAUACAAAUUUGGUGAAAAAAUACAUCUUAAAAUAUUGGGUCAAAGUUCAUAAAGUUUGAAUCUCGGGAAACGAAAAGUGCCACAGAAACUAAGACAGGGGGAGUAACUUGUACGUUGCAGAAUGUAGUCCCCUUUUGAACUCUCUUGUGUAUAUUUUAACCAGUAUAAAUGUAUGUAUAAUUCCACAUUUCUUGAAUUUUGAGCAUUUGGCAUAGUUGAAAUUUAUGUAUCAUUUCCAUAUUUGGCAUAUCUUCCCUCAAAUCUAUCAGAAG
Lycium barbarum (goji berry) is the source of this 2860-nucleotide messenger RNA. Its product is annotated as wall-associated receptor kinase 2-like. Gene Ontology annotation, cellular component: plasma membrane. The coding region runs from base 119 to 2395 and encodes 758 amino acids. The transcript has 4 exons. Gene Ontology annotation, molecular function: polysaccharide binding; ATP binding; calcium ion binding. NCBI's taxonomy places the organism in Eukaryota, Viridiplantae, Streptophyta, Magnoliopsida, Solanales, Solanaceae. The record is from RefSeq and is a predicted model, not a curated record. Gene Ontology annotation, biological process: protein phosphorylation; cell surface receptor signaling pathway.